UGCCUGAUUCCGGAUUUGGAAAUGGAGCCGGACCUGAUCCGGCCGGACUUUUCUAGAUUAAUCCGGUCCGAAAAAAUCCAGAUGGACCCUUUUAUUAGUGUCUCUCAGUUGGCCGCCCUCAGUUCUCAGUUGGCCGCCCUCAGUUGGCCGCUCGGCUCUCAGUUGCCCGCUCUCAGUUGGCGGCUCUCACUUGACACCGACCGUUAGAUAUCGGCCGAUAAAAGUUUCUGAAUUGUAAGGGGGAUUUAAGGUGUAUUAGUGAAAUAAGGAGGGAUAUACGUUCGCGAAGGUGUUUUUGUAGAACCAGAUUGCUUGCGCUGCAGGCGAACUUUUUGAAAAUUUCG
Molecule: messenger RNA, 344 nt
Organism: Meloidogyne enterolobii
Lineage: Eukaryota; Metazoa; Nematoda; Chromadorea; Rhabditida; Meloidogynidae
Source: the annotation of a GenBank genome assembly